AUGUUUACUAAACUUGAACCGCAUACAAUAGAUUUAGGUACAUUAGAAGAAAUCAGAGAUCCUAACUAUAUCAAUCGAUAUCCUCCUUUAUAUAAAAGAAAACCUCACUUAAUAUCAUUAAUUAAACGCCGAAAUCAAUCUCUUGAUUCAAAUCUGGAUAAUGACAUUGCAAUUGGUUUACUGGAAAAAUAUCCAACAUCUAGAAGUUUAACUCCAAUUCCUUUCCUAUUACAUACUGCUUCUGAAAGUUUUCAUGACGAAAUUAUUGAAGGGAAGAAAACAGCUUCUAAACAAACCAUAGAAAUACCAAAAAGAAGAAAUAUAAUAAGAAAUCUAUUAAAGAAGUUUACAAUUAGGAAAGUGAAACAAGUUCCAAUUAAACCUAUAAUCAGGAGAUUAUCAACAGAUCCUAUUCCAGGCUCCUCAACAUCUUCUAUUAUUGAUAUGAGAUCAAUAUAUCCUACUAUUUCCAUCAUAUCUGAAACUUCAUCUCAAUAUUUAGAUACUUUGUAUCCAACCAGAAGAUCAACAAUAAAGAUUAAACAAGAUUCUCCAAAUUCAAAAUUAAAGACAAGAUUUCAUAUAGAACUGAGAAGUGUAAAUAGUAAACUGAAAUUGACUAAAAGAAAAAUGUUACCACCUUUAUCACCUACAGCCAUGAUGAUUCAAGCAACAAGUGCUACUACAAAUUCUGUAUCUCCAAUAAACAGUAUAAUAAUCCCGCCCGUUCAUGCAGAAUUCAGAACUAAUGACAAUCCUUUAGAAUAUGCCAACUCUAUUAUACAUCCAAAUUUGAAUGCCAGUGAUUACAUUAUUAUGGAAGAUAAUGAUCAAGUUUCAAUUGCUUCACAUUCUCCCAUGCACAUUAAUAGUCCUAGAGUACAAUCUUCUUUAAAGAAUAGAGUACUUGAGCCUGAGGAAAUACCAUUUUCUCAUUAUGAUUUACAUAAUCUAUAUAGUGGAGGAUUACUGCCACGAGUUGGAAGUCAACAUAACGCAAUUGAUCAACAACUAUUUUCAGCUCAUGAGCAACUGGAAGGCAGCGAUAACGAUGACAUCGAAAGCUAUUACUCCUUUGUUAAAUCACCUAGUAAUUUAAUUCAGGUAAGUCCCAAAUCUCCUAAUUCUUUAUUUGGAAACUUACACUUUCGCAGGAGUUAGAAAUUUUGCAUCAUAGACGAACAAUCGCAGUGAAAAAAAAAAUUAUACAAAGAAGUAAAUAU
Scheffersomyces amazonensis is the source of this 1223-nucleotide messenger RNA. RefSeq lists its product as uncharacterized. The transcript has a single exon. The record is from RefSeq and is a predicted model, not a curated record. The coding region runs from base 1 to 1161 and encodes 386 amino acids. Lineage: Eukaryota; Fungi; Ascomycota; Pichiomycetes; Serinales; Debaryomycetaceae.